AUGUGUGCUCCCCUUCCCCUCUCCUCCUUCCCCUCUAACACCCACGUGUGUGCCCUUCCCGACCCCCUCUCCUCACGCACUGCCCUGGUGCCCCCUUCCCGCCCCCGGCCUGGACACGCGCCCCUCGCGCGCGCGCCGGGCCUGGCGUGCCGGCCGCGGGGGCCGUCUCCUCCACCUCUCCCCCCCCUCUGUGCUCUCCUGGCGUUACCCCUGAAGGUUUGGUUUCAGAACCGAAGAGCCAAGUGGCGCAAGAGGGAGAAGUGCUGGGGCCGGAGCAGCGUGAUGGCCGAGUACGGCCUCUACGGGGCCAUGGUGAGGCACUCCAUCCCUUUGCCCGAGUCCAUCAUCAACUCAGCCAAGAGCGGCCUGGUGGGAUCCUGCGCCCCGUGGCUGCUGGGCAUGCACAAGAAGUCCAUGGAGGUGACUCGCAAGGCCGAGAGCCAAGAGAAGCCGACGGAGGGAGGCUGGCAAGAGCCGCGGCCCGGGGAGGAGCGCCAAGGGAAGGCGGCCGCUUCCCCGAGGGGCCGCGACGCGCUCGGCAGCCCGGCGGACGCUCCGGAGGACGCGGCCAUCGACCUCUCCAGGACGGCCAAGCAGGAGAAGGGGAACGUGGUGCUGAGGCCGGGCCUCAACAGAGACCCCCCCGCAGAGCUGGAGGAUGGGGACCACUGA
Molecule: messenger RNA, 672 nt
Organism: Tinamus guttatus (white-throated tinamou)
Lineage: Eukaryota; Metazoa; Chordata; Aves; Tinamiformes; Tinamidae
Source: RefSeq, a predicted model, not a curated record